AUGUUUGCCUCGUUACGCACUUCUCGCAUUGGCGCAACCACAUCUCUAGCUUGUCUCCGAUUAGCGGCUGUUUCUACAGGUCGUACUCCUAUUGUUUUCACUGCCAGAAUGGCUUAUUCAACUGGUGGCUCUUAUGAGCACAUUGUCGUUUCCAAACCAGCCACUGGUGUUCGUUUAGUUACUUUGAAUCGUCCCAAGGCUUUAAAUGCUUUGUUUUCUCCCUUGAUUGCAGAAUUGAACCACGCUCUAUUCGAUGCUGACAAGGAUCCCGAAAUCGGUGCAAUUGUCAUUACUGGUUCUGAAAAGGCUUUUGCUGCUGGAGCUGAUAUCAAAGAAAUGAAAGACAAGACUGUUGCUGAGGUAUAUGGUAAAGAUUUCAUUGAAAACUGGAAUGAUCAGACUAGAGUUAAGAAACCAAUUAUUGCUGCUGUCAAUGGUUAUGCUCUUGGAGGUGGUUGUGAAUUGGCAUUGAUGGCUGAUAUUAUCUAUGCUGGUGAAAAGGCUGUUUUUGGUCAGCCUGAAAUUAAGUUGGGUGUUAUUCCUGGUGCUGGUGGUACUCAGAGACUUGCAAGAUACAUUGGCAAGGCUCGUGCUAGUGAAUUGAUUCUUACUGGUCGUAACUUCUCGGCUCAAGAAGCUCUUGAAUGGGGUAUGGUUGCCAAGGUUUUCAAGCCUGAAGAGCUUGUUGAUCAAGCUGUUAAGACUGCUGCUGAGAUUGCUCAAUUCAGUCCUUUGGCUGUCAAGGCUGCCAAGGAGGCCAUUAAUGAGGGAUAUAACCUUUCUCUUGAGCAAGGUCUCAAAUAUGAGCGCAGAGUAUUCCACACUCUGUUUGGAACUGAAGACCAAAAAGAGGGUAUGGCUGCGUUUGCUGAAAAGCGAAAGGCCAGCUUUACCGGCAAAUAA
This is a messenger RNA of Sugiyamaella lignohabitans, 903 nucleotides long. RefSeq names its product Ehd3p (gene EHD3). The transcript has a single exon. Lineage: Eukaryota; Fungi; Ascomycota; Dipodascomycetes; Dipodascales; Trichomonascaceae. Gene Ontology annotation, biological process: fatty acid beta-oxidation. Gene Ontology annotation, cellular component: mitochondrion. Gene Ontology annotation, molecular function: enoyl-CoA hydratase activity. The coding region runs from base 1 to 903 and encodes 300 amino acids. The record is from RefSeq and is a predicted model, not a curated record.